AAUGUUUUUGUUGUUCGGGGGAAGCCAAUGUGUGUGGAACCAGGAUGUUCAACCGGCUUUUCAAUAUGGAGACGACCGUGGAGAGUGAGAUUUGAAGGAGACUAAUCUCUUAGCACGUUCUUCGACUUAAUUGAGUUUUGUUUCCUGAAGGUCAGUGUGAUGGAGUUACCAUGAAGUGUGGCCGCUGCCUACUCCAGCUGCAGGGCCUCAGGCUGGUGGACUGGUCAGCCAGAUCUGCAGUCCGGUGUGGUCCUCUGCUCCAGUCAUCCUCCAGCAGUCAGCUCAGCAAGCUGCCUAACAGCCAGCGUCAGGUGAGGCGUUUCCAUGGUAGCCCAGCAUAUGCCAAGAGUCGACCAGUACCAGCAGAGUUCAUCAGUGAGGAGGACAAGAGGAGGGACCGGUCUCUGGUCACCCACGAUGAUCUGUUUGAGCAGGUGGGCAGCGAGGCCAAAACCAAGGCCACAUUUAGCAAAGUGGUGGAGGUCUUCAUCAAGGGAGACGUGAGACGGCGUGGCCACGUGGAGUUUAUCUACGCUGCUCUGAAGAAGAUGCCAGAGUUUGGCGUGGAGAGAGACCUGACCGUCUACAACAAGCUGCUGGAUGUUUUCCCCAAAGAGGUGUUUGUGCCCAGAAACUUCAUUCAGCGAAUGUUCAACCACUAUCCCCGGCAGCAGGAGUGUGGAGUGCAGUUACUGGAGCAGAUGGAGAACUAUGGUAUCAUGCCUAACAUGGAGACCAAAGUCCUGCUGGUCCAGAUCUUUGGGGAGAAGAGCCAUCCCAUGAGGAAGUACCAGCGCAUCAUGUACUGGUUCCCUAAAUUCAAGAACAUGAACCCCUUCCCCAUCCCCCAACAGCUGCCUGAAGACCCAGUGGACUUGUCUCGUUUCUGUCUCAGUCGCAUCGCUAAUGACCUGGACGCUAGAGUCACCGUCUAUCAGCUGCCAUGUACAGACAUUACAGAGAGUGGAGAGCAGGUCUCACCUCCACAUAUAGUAGGUAUCCAGAGUCCCAGCCAGAUGGAGCUACUGGCCAAGCAUAACCCAAGCAGGCCAGUGUUUGUAGAGGGCCCCUUCCCUUUGUGGCUGAGGAAGACCUGUACAUACUACUACAUCCUCAGAGCUGACCCCACACCGCCGGACGAGAAGGUAGAGGAGCCCUAUGAUCCAGAGAGGUGUUUUGGCUAUCCUCUCCAGCUAGACCUGGAUUUGGACCGUGACCUCGGGGAUGAUGAGAGCUUCAGUGUGGAAGACUUGGAUGAGGGUCCAGUCUUUGCCAUGUGUAUGACCGGCCAGGGUGACCAGGCCACCCUCAACCAGUGGAUUUCUGGCCUCCAACAGAACAACCCCAUCCUGGGUCAAGUCCCCACCAUAUUUCGUUUGGACACCGGGCCCAAGGAGCUACAGGGGCCUGCUGAAACAGAGUCGGGACACCAGCACGGCCCAGGAGAAGAGACAAAGGAGAGACAGCCUGCAGAAGAACCUGAGGUUGCAGUAGAAGAUGAGCUGAGGAGAAGCCAGAGGAUGAAACAAUGAACAGACUGAAAAAAUAUCUUGAUAUACUGUAUGGUAUAUGGCUGAUUAAAAGCAUAUUUCUGUGCUGAGUAUGGGCUAAACUAGUGUGAGGUACUGGUUUCUUUUAACUAGAGGACACACGCUUAGUAGAAGAGGAAGAGGACUCUGAAUAAUGUUGGUAAGGUUCAGUAUUCAAAUAAAUAAAAAUUAAAAACUGUG
Scatophagus argus is the source of this 1730-nucleotide messenger RNA. RefSeq names its product ECSIT signaling integrator (gene ecsit). Bases 171 to 1532 code for a protein of 453 amino acids. Lineage: Eukaryota; Metazoa; Chordata; Actinopteri; Scatophagidae. Gene Ontology annotation, cellular component: mitochondrion. The record is from RefSeq and is a predicted model, not a curated record. The transcript is spliced from 8 exons.